Rodentolepis nana is the source of this 321-nucleotide messenger RNA. The record is from the annotation of a GenBank genome assembly. Lineage: Eukaryota; Metazoa; Platyhelminthes; Cestoda; Cyclophyllidea; Hymenolepididae.
AUGCAGGUUGAAUCAGUCAUUCCGGGUAUGAGGCCAAAAUAUUUGCCCGUUGAAGAUGACUAUGUCUGCAAGAACUGCACUCGUUUUGUCAACUCACCGGCGUUCUCGACCAAUGGAUGCGAGCAUUACUUCUGUUCGAAGUGCACUUCAGAGUUCAGGAAUAAGAUGCCCAUUUGUCCUGUCGAUAAAACGGCAUUUACUGAUAUUAAGGUAUCCGCUUGUGUUGGAGCUCCAAUAGUGGCCACGAUUACUUUGGCAAAUACUCGUUCUACAAUAAGCGGUGACGACCUUGAAAAUAUUUUUGACCUAUUGAAUGGAUGA